Molecule: messenger RNA, 1500 nt
Organism: Acanthocheilonema viteae
Lineage: Eukaryota; Metazoa; Nematoda; Chromadorea; Rhabditida; Onchocercidae
Source: the annotation of a GenBank genome assembly
AUGUUUGCGGACGAUAGUCUGCGAUUUCGAAGAAUGGACGUUAGUGACGAACGUGAACCAGGUGAAUGUUCACGUACGCCAUCACCGGGAUUAGAAGUUGCUUAUGUAAACGCCACGGGAACUCCCAUGAGGAGAACGCAUAGGUAUGAAAAUGCGAAAUUUCGGACGAACGAAUCCGUGAUUGAGCUGGUAGAUUUAGUAGAAGAGGACGGCGAUGGAGACAUCGAGAUAGUAUCAGUUGAGGCCGGAGAUAACGAUGAUGGUGAAUUAUUCGUUCUGGAUACUGAAGGGGCGGAGAUUGUUGAGGUGGAAGAAGUGAACAAAAAAAAUGUUACCAUGAUUGCAACACCAGAACAUGAUUUGGAGAAAGAAGAACGUAAAGUUUUGAUAGAAGCUUCGAGUACAAAAGGAAAUUAUGAUGGUUUUGAUGUAACCAAAAUUCUGACGAAUGAUGUGAUACUUCCAUCGCCAUCAGAAGAAAAAAAAGAAAGCACCUUCAAAAUAAGCUGUUUUAACUGUGCUGGUGAGCAUACCUUGCAACAAUGUGAUAUUCCCUUAAAUCAGCGGAGAAUCGCCGCCAAUCGUGCUGCUCAUUUUAAUAGUAAGCGUUCAACUCAAGAGCGUUAUACCACAGCGAGUGAUGCUGAGUCAUCAGGCAUGUGUAAUACAAGGCCUGGGGAAAUCAGUAGUGCUUUGCGUAAAGCCUUGGGGAUAGGUCUAAAUGACAUCCCGGAAUGGAUUUAUCGAAUGCGUCGAAGAGGCUUCAUUGAUGGCUAUCCACCGGGAUAUUUAGCGGAAGCUCUUGAUCAAAAUUGUAAUGAAGAGUCACUAUUGGAAUUUCACACCGAUGAUAAAACAUUGGGAACUUCACAUAUCGUGCAAGAAAAAGAUAAGAAACGGGAACGACUUACGGUUUCUGUCGACAAAGUGAUUGCCUAUCCCGGUUUUAAUUACUACAAUCGAUAUCUUAGAGAUCGUGAACGUUUUCGAGUACCUAGAUUUGAUGAAUACGUCCGGUAUCUUCGAGAAUAUGUCAAGGAAAGGCAUCCGCAAUUACUUGAUGAUACCCAUGAAAGAAAUAGAAAACGAGAAAAGUAUACGGAUGAAUACCGAAUUGAUUGUAAACGAUCAAAAAAUGGCAUGAUUUCCAAGUCGGAUGACAACAUUGUUUUGGUUGAUUAUAAACAAAACGAAAGUCUGGCAAUGUCUACACGAUUAUUAGAAGAGACUUCAUUAGAAAAAAAUAUGAAACAUAACACACCGAUUGUUGACCUUGAGACUUCGAUGUCUGAUGCAGAAGUUGGAUCACAAUCAGUUGGUAGCACUGAUAAUAGAAUUUCCUUUGGUACACCCGUAGUUUGUCGACUAGAACAUGAUAAAAAGAAACCAAGUUUAGAGAAAUUCCGAGAUGGCGUUGUGCCAUUUCAGGCUGUCGAAGAAAGUACCGGAAGUCGCGGUUUCUUCAGAACUCUUAUGUUAAAAAUCCGAAAAAAAAAAUGA